Nezara viridula (southern green stink bug) is the source of this 707-nucleotide messenger RNA. The record is from the annotation of a GenBank genome assembly. NCBI's taxonomy places the organism in Eukaryota, Metazoa, Arthropoda, Insecta, Hemiptera, Pentatomidae.
GCAUAACGCACCUUACCACCAACCAACAACAACAACAACAUGAUCUCUCUGGUCGCCCUUUGUUUCUUGGCCGCAGCCUCCGCUGCUCCCCAAUACAACCCCUACUUCAACCGACCCGCCUACCCCAAUGCCCCAGGAGCUUUCGUCCCCAUCGUUUCUCAACACUACGACCUCAACCCCGAUCAAUCAUACACUUUCGAAUACACCUCAGCUGAUGGCUCCAGCAGACAAGAAACCGGUGCACCCCGAGUCCCAGGACCAGAAGGACCAGCUGUAACCGUCCAAGGAGCUUACAACUACCAGAGCCCCGAAGGUCCCGUCCAGGUCAGCUACGUCGCUGAUGAGAACGGAUACCAACCAACCGGACCAGGCAUCCACCCAGCCAUCCUCAAGUCCGUGGCCGUCCAGGUUGCCGAAGCUAGAGGAACCAACGCCUACCCAGGCCAAUACCCAGGAGCAUACCCAGGCGCCUUCCCAGGAGCCUACAGGCCGUACUAAACAGCUCAGGAUAAAAUCGACCAAGUACCCUCAAGUUACCGGAUCAUGUACCAUUUAGUAAUAAUAUAAGUGAUGAUACGUAUAGUUUUUUAUAUGUAAUGAUAAUUUUUAUAACGAUUUUAUAUGUAAAGAAUUGAAAAGCCAGUAAUAAAUUACUACUAGGCAACAUGGUGUUUUUUUUAGUUUUAGUAACCUUUCCCACACCAGAA